Python bivittatus (Burmese python) is the source of this 4495-nucleotide messenger RNA. It is a transcript of the gene LOX, whose product is annotated as lysyl oxidase. Lineage: Eukaryota; Metazoa; Chordata; Lepidosauria; Squamata; Pythonidae. The record is from RefSeq and is a predicted model, not a curated record. Gene Ontology annotation, biological process: collagen fibril organization; peptidyl-lysine oxidation. Gene Ontology annotation, molecular function: copper ion binding; protein-lysine 6-oxidase activity.
UUCAGCGAAAGCGAGGACGGGGCGAAGGGCUUGUUGCUGCUGCUGCUCCUCCCCAAACCCAUCUCGCUGCAUUGGGAGGAAAAGAAAGACAACGAAGGAGACUCCCUCUCUUUGCAUUUGAGCGCGAAGUAAAGUCGGAGGCCUAGAGCUGGGAAAGUAAAAGAACAAAGCUGCAAACUGCUACAUUUGACUUCUUGCGCGCCCGUUCCCCGCGUAGCGUCGUCGAGUGGAGUUCCCGCUCGCUUUUGAGAGAGACACGCCGUCGCCAUGCGCCUCCACUCCCGGACGCAGCUUCUCCUGGGUCUUGCCCAGCUGCAAGCGUGCGUCUAUUGGAGCUGCCUGCUGUGGCUGCCGGCGGGCGGGCUACCCCCGAGGAAUCCACCGCCACCCCCUCCCGCCAUGUGGAGACAGCGGAUUCAAUGGGAGAACAAAGGGCAGGUGUACAGCCUCCUCAGCGUCGGCUCCCAGUAUCAACCCGCGCGGCGCAGGCACAGCGAGGAGCCCGCGCAAAGCGGCCACGUUCUGCUCCUCCGGGGCAACGCCACUUCUCCUCGCAGGGCGCCGGGCAGCGCCGCAGGCGGAGGCGCUACUGCCACCAGGAAGCCAGAGGCACAGUACUGGUUCCAAGCCGGCUACCAACAGCCGUCCAGCAGAAAUGGCACGGACGGAGGCCGCAGGGCUGAAGGCGGCGCCAGCUCCCAAGACCGAGGCCAAGGGAGCCCCGUCGAGAGCGCCACCGCCAGGACCGGCAACGGGACUGGAUUUUCUCUAAGCAAUCUCCAGCAGCCGCCCCGCGAAGACAUCAUGGUGGGGGACGACCCGUACAACCCGUACAAGUACACGGACGACAACCCUUAUUACAACUACUAUGAUACCUACGAGCGGCCCCGACAGGGUAGCCGCUAUCGGCCGGGGUACGGCACCGGUUACUUCCAAUACGGAUUGCCUGAUUUAGUGGCAGAUCCCUAUUACAUUCAAGCAUCCACUUACGUCCAAAAGACAUCCAUGUACAACCUGAGGUGUGCUGCUGAAGAGAAUUGCCUAGCUAGCUCAGCUUACAGGUCUGAUGUUAGAGACUAUGAUAACCGAGUACUUCUGAGAUUUCCGCAGAGAGUGAAAAAUCAAGGUACAUCAGAUUUCUUACCAAGCCGACCACGAUACUCAUGGGAGUGGCACAGCUGUCAUCAACAUUAUCACAGUAUGGAUGAAUUCAGUCAUUAUGACUUACUUGAAGCAAACUCACAGAGGAGAGUAGCUGAAGGACACAAAGCAAGUUUUUGUCUUGAAGAUACUUCUUGUGACUAUGGAUACUACAGGCGAUAUGCAUGUACAGCCCAUACACAGGGGCUAAGUCCUGGUUGUUACGAUACCUACAACGCUGAUAUAGACUGCCAGUGGAUUGAUAUUACAGAUGUUAAACCUGGAAAUUACAUUUUAAAGGUUAGUGUAAACCCUAGUUACUUGGUACCAGAAUCAGACUAUUCCAACAACAUCGUACGUUGUGAUAUCCGUUAUACAGGCCAUCACGCGUAUGCCUCUGGGUGUACAAUUUCACCAUACUAAGAUGAAAGAAAAUCGAUUUACUGAUACCCAAGGUUUGGAGACGCAAUUAUUUUAUAAACUGAAUAGGAUGUAAACACUUUUGAAAACUGAAAAAAGGACCAGAAUAUAUACAAAGAAUUUUAGUCUGACUCUGAAGCAUUAAGAACUUCUUCAGAAUGAAUUGCUUAUUCAACUAUUCAGCUUUUGAAAGCAGUGAGACAAUGGUGCUUUAUAGAAAGAAUAUUAAAUUCUACAGGAAGUUAACCCAUUUAUAUUAAUAUCUUUCCCAUUGACUAUUGGAAAUCAGAACAAUAUUUGAAAGUGCUUUUUAGAUAUGUAAAGGGUGCAAACAUAGGCAGAUAUCCAAAAAGCUGCUUUUAAUUUUAUUGGAUGGUUCAUGCAUGUCUAAUGGGAGUUUAAACAUUUAUGUUUAAAUAGCAGGUCCAUCCCUUCACAGUAUUAUGAAACUCUUCUAACAUCUUCCUUUUUGGGAUAUUUCUUGUUAUAUGACAAGGGUCAGUGGUACUAGUGCCCAAAGCCUCUGGGAUUAUAGAAUAAUUUCACAGCUCUUUGAUAUGCAGUCAUGCAAUACUGAUUAUGAAGAGUACAGGGAAGGAUCUGUAGUCAUGAGACAAACCCUGGUAGGGAAGAUGCAGCUUCCACAAAUACUAAAAACUUAUUUUUUUUGUCUAGUGGAUACAAAAGUAUGUAUGCUUCAUUUUAAAGGACAGAUUUAUGCUUAAACACCUGAUUGCAUACAAAAUGAUUCUAUUUUUAAAAGCAUUAGCAGGCAAAUAACCUUAAACCAAAAGUAUAUCAGUAUUUUAAUACAUAGAAUAAUGAAACAUCAGAGUUGCCUAUUUCCUGUGCUUCCUCCAGACUGCUUUGCAUUUUCAUUUUUUUCCCCUUCCCUGAAGCUGGAAAGAGUUUCAAUUAAAGAUGUUGGAAAGAUUUUGAAUUACAGAUGUUUAGAAACCACUUCCCAUGAAUAGGACUUGGAUAACAGAUUGAAAAUGAUAUAUACUCACCAGGAAAACAAAAAAACAGGGCUGAGUUCAUAAGCUUGAUGCUUUGUGUCAUGUUCCAUUAUAAAAUCUACAGUUCCUAGCUACAUUUAAAAAAAUAAAAAGUGAGCUACAUUCAGGUGAAGUCAUAAAAUGAGCCUUAACAUACUGACUUGACUGAAAAGGAUUUAUGUACAUGAACAUACAAAAAACUGUUCUUUUAAAGCGUUUGUUUAGAAAAUCAAACUGAACGAUUGUAUACACACACACAUAGAUGUGCUCAAAUAAACAUGUAUUCAGGCCCAUAAACACCUGCAUUAGCCAGGUAUUAUGCAAACUAGGAAAUCAAUUCAUAGUUCAAAUUUUGUACUUGGGAUAUUAAACCAAACCAAAUUACAACCCCAGUGAAUUGUACUAAGCAGUAGUUCAACUUAUCAGUAAAAUAGGGUUGGAUUUUAUAUCUGAAAUGGAUAUACAAAUCCUCAUUUGCUGAAACAGCUUGACACAGAAUUCCUAAAUUGUGAUGUGCAUUCCGUUACAUAUGACACACAACACUUGAAAUAUAUGAAAUAAUUUUUAAUAAUUCUUUUGUGGAAAGAUUUUAUAAUUUGGAUCCCAAAUAUUUGGAUGCCUUUUAACUCUCAUUGUCCUUUUGUCUAUGGUGAAAUCCAACAUCAUACAUUCCCUUCCAUUGUAGAGCAAAUUUCCCAAAAUCUGCUCUCGAGCACCUAGGCGCUGCAUUGUCAAAAGUAAGCAAUUUACUUUCAUCCAAUGAGCACUAUAAUUUGUCCCAUACAUUUAGAUUAAGCAUUUAUUCUGGUAGUUCAAGCAACGUGCCCACAAGUCUGUGUGGCCAAAAUCACAAGACCUGAUCCUUCCUUUCCUUGUCAAGGCCUCCUUAUCUUUUGAUCAGUGUUGAACCACCACUCCUGAUCAUAUUUCCAAUCACACAUUAACAUAUCUUGCACUAUUAUGUCUACCACUUGAAUUGUUUAUAUCUAAGCUCCGGUUGUACAAAAAACUAAAUUUUUGUAGCAAGGAACUGUAACUGGUAUUGAGAUGUCAGUAACUACUGAGAGGAGCAGCCCCUCAGGAAAGUUGCUGGCCUUCACUGUAGCAAUUUAAGAGAGAUAGUUGGCCUGACAGUUGAGUAACUUUGCAAUAUAGGAUCACAAUCUAAAAGAUGCAAUUUUUUUUGUUACCGUAAAACCAUAUUUUCAUGUAUAAACAUUAUAGAGUAUGUUAUUUAUUAUGUGAACAGAAACAGUUGGUAUGUGUAGAAUCCAGUCUAAGGCAAGUUGUUUUUACCAAGGCCCUCUGAAUAGAAAAGGAUACUAAUUUGUGAAGGAUCCUGUAAUUUAUAGAAUUUUUGUUGGCCCUAAAUCAUAAAGUAGAAUUUCUAAAUUCUAAGGAAUAUCUCUUUCUUACCAACUUGGCUGCUCAACUGGAAGAAAUAUUGAACAAUGGCGAAGAUCACAGGAGUGUUCUACACUGUAAGGCUGACCCAUAUAUUUGGCUUUUAUUAAAAACAAAAACCUUUGCUGUGCCAAAUAUUACAUGAUGCAUGAUUACAUUAAGAGUUUUUUUUUUUAAUGACAAACCAAUAAUGGAAAUUUCAAAAUCAGCCUUUCUAUACAUUCCUAUCAUUUCAAGCUGGAUAUAACUGAAGUACUAUAUUCAUUUCAUUGAAAGUGGUCUAUCCUGUGCUUUUCAACACAACAAAGCUUUUCACAUUCCAGAAAUUACAAAGGUGCUUAUAUAUUUAACUUGAACUGAAAAAAAAGUAUCAUGUUCUCCUAAGAACCUUACUUUAAAAUGUAAACAUCUUUCUAUGAAAUGUUUUAUAAUUAUUCAUACACUAGCGUUGUAUUCUUCACAGAACUUCCUUAUUCUUGUACUGUUCGCAAAUUUAUGUGAAAAUGACAUAAAUAAAAAUGUUUCAAAUGCUG